Messenger RNA from Phyllopteryx taeniolatus (common seadragon), 5194 nucleotides. Its product is annotated as receptor-type tyrosine-protein phosphatase epsilon-like. Gene Ontology annotation, molecular function: protein tyrosine phosphatase activity. The coding region runs from base 636 to 2693 and encodes 685 amino acids. NCBI's taxonomy places the organism in Eukaryota, Metazoa, Chordata, Actinopteri, Syngnathiformes, Syngnathidae. The transcript has 22 exons. The record is from RefSeq and is a predicted model, not a curated record. Gene Ontology annotation, biological process: protein dephosphorylation.
GGGGAUGCAAAAGAAAGAUAACGUUGCAAUGAUAUGCGAUUGUUGUGAGCCGGAUGGUGUUGUUUGAAGACGGGUACGGAGGAGAGGAAAGGAGGGGGAGGCUCCUCAGGCUCCACGCAGGCUGCCGUAACGCGAGCUCACGCAGCAGGCGCAUCGGAACACACAGAUCUGACGCAAAUAUCCUCCGUUGCACGCUUUGACAACAUUUUUCAUGGUUGCGCCUGUUUCUUCUUCCUUCUCUAAGGAGAAAAGCCACACCAGCGCGUAUACGGAACCAGAAGCACGAUCAUCCUCUCCAGCCGACUGAUUAUGGUCAUGUUGCAAGGUUCUUGUGACCCCAUGUGCCUCGAUCCUAAUCUGAAGUCCUGAUCCAUCUUAAUACUUUGGCCAUCGCGUCCACUGAAAGGAUGUGAGCUGUGUCAGAAAACGGGAGACAAAAGCAAUAAGUCCUGGGAAAAGUGUGAUCGCAUGGCCGCUAUGGACGGACGGCUCCACUGAUACCAGACUGCGCCGGCUUUCUUUGGACGUGAUAUAGCACGGUGAGCUCGUCUUCUGCGUCACAGUUCUGGGUUUAAACCGCCGGCCUUCCUCCUGUGUGGAGUUUGCAUGUUCUCCCACACGUUCCAAAAACAAGCAUGUUAGAGACGAUGGUGUUGUUUCUGAUCGGGAUCUCUGCAGUCGUGAACAUUUCGUCUCAUGACAACCAAACGGCAGGUAACCCCAGCCACCAGGAGGGUGCUCAUGUUCUGCCCUCCACGUUGAUCUUGUCCCUUGUGCUCAUCUUUGUCGUCCUACUCACAAUUUACUGCCUCAGGUUCAAGAACCACAGGAAAGCUCUGGUUACCUCGGUGGAUAAAAAGCUUCCAAAUGGCUUCCUGGAGGAACAAGGAGAGCAAAGAGUGGUCCUCCUCCCCAGAUCCCCCUCACCCUCCAAGAGGUACUUCUCCAUCCCGCUGGACGAGCUGGAGGAGGAGUACCGUGUGCGCUCUGCCGACGACGGCAAGCUCUUCCGAGAGGAGUUCAAUUCGCUGCCCUGUUACUACCGCCACGGUUCCUUUGAGGAGGCCAGCAAGGAGCACAACAGAGACAAAAACAGAUACCCCAACAUCUUACCAUACGACCACUCAAGAGUGGUAUUGAGCAGUCACGGCGGACAUGUGUCUUCAGACUACAUCAACGCAUCUUACAUAGAUGGUUUUAAGCAAAAGAAGAAAUUCAUUGCCGCUCAAGGUCCAAAGCUGGAGACAGUGGCUGACUUCUGGCGUAUGAUUUGGGAGCAGAAGACGGCAACUAUCGUGAUGCUGACCAAUCUGAAAGAAAGGAAAGAGGACAAAUGUUUCCAGUACUGGCCCGAAAAAGGCUGCUGGAUGUACGGCAACAUCAGGGUGGCCACGGAGGACGUCACCGUGCUGGUGGACUACACGGUUCGGAAAUUCUGCGUUCAAUAUCAGGGCAGUGAUGGGCCGCGGGCCCCGUGCCUGGUCACUCAACUCCACUUUACCAGCUGGCCAGACUUCGGGGUGCCGUUCUCGCCCAUAGGCAUGCUGAAAUUCCUCAAGAAGGUCAAGGCUGUCAACCCGUCCUACGCUGGACCCAUUGUGGUGCACUGCAGCGCGGGCGUGGGCAGGACGGGCACAUUCAUUGUCAUUGACAGCAUGAUCGACAUGAUCCACAUGGAGCAGAGGGUGGACGUCUUCGGCUUUGUGAGCAGAAUACGAGAGCAGCGCUGUCAACUCAUCCAGACCGAUAUGCAGUACUCUUUCAUCUACCAGGCCCUGUUGGAGUACUACCUGUACGGCGAUACUGAGCUGGACGUGUGCUCUCUGGAGGGACAUCUGCAUGGGCUUCACAACACCAGGGCCCCCCACGACAGACUGGGCCUGGAGGAGGAGUUCCGGAAGCUGACCAACGUGCGCAUAAUGAAGGAGAACAUGAGAACGGGGAACCACCCAGCCAACAUGAAGAAGAACCGCGUGCUUCAGAUCAUCCCAUAUGAUUUCAACCGAGUCAUACUUUCAGUGAAAAGAGGCCAGGAGUUCACCGACUACAUCAAUGCCUCCUUUAUUGACGGCUACAGGCAGAAGGACUAUUUCAUCGCAACCCAGGCCCCCCUGUCUCACACGGCGGAGGACUUCUGGAGGAUGGUGUGGGAGUGGAGGUGCCACUCGAUCGUUAUGCUCACUGAACUAAAGGAGAGGGAGCAGGAAAAGUGUUUCCAGUAUUGGCCAUCAGAGGGCAGUGUGACAUUUGGAGACUACACGGUGGAGCUGAGUGGAGACUCACAGGGCGAAACGUUCACUCUCAAAGACUUGGUGCUCACCUGCAGACCAGAGAACCGGUCUCAACACGUCCGUCAUUUCCACUUCCACGGCUGGCCUGAGAUCGGAAUACCGGCGGAGGGCCGAGGCAUGAUUGACAUCGUGGCCUCGGUGCAGAGGCAGCAGCAGCAGUCUGGAAACCGUCCCAUCGUCGUGCACUGCAGUGCUGGCGCUGGUCGGACGGGCACCUUCAUCGCCCUCAGUAACAUUUUGGAGCGCGUGAAGGCCGAAGGCCUGCUGGACGUCUUCCAGACCGUCAAGAGUUUACGCAUGCAGCGGCCGCAUAUGGUGCAGACCGUGGAGCAGUACGACUUCUGUUACCGGGUGGUGCAGGAUUUUGUCGACAUUUUCUCAGACUACGCCAACUUUAAGUAACGCACUCCUCCCGUCUGCUUAACAAUUAACUUAUGCAAUUGACUUUUUUUUUUCUUUCUUGGUUUGUUGAAUGUACAUUUUCUAAAGUCAUACUUUAAUAUAAACAAACAUAUCUGUCCUUCUGCGGAUGGCUUUUAGAUUACAUUUUACUUGAAAAUAUUGACUGAGUAUAAUAAAAUACGUAGAGUAACUUUAUGUGAAUACAGUGGUGCCUUGGGAUACCGAUGACCCGACUUAGGGGUUUUUCAAAUACGAGCCUCCGUUAGUAUGAGAUAUAUAUUAUUUAGUUUUGCUUUGCUUUGCGACAAACGACUGAUAUUACUGCAGCUUACUGAGUCGCUCGCAGUAGUUGUGAAACUCUUCCUUCGCCAUGACUAUAUUAUACUGCCCCCUUGUGACCAAGUCAUGAACACCAGAAGGAGCUGCAAUUAAUUAAUAAUGAUGCAAAAAAACGAAUUCUGUAAAUUCUAUUGAAUUGUUAUUCUAUGUUUUUAUAAAGUACAAUAACACAGAGUGCUGUUUUGCUUAUUGAAAAACAUGAGUUUUUUUCACUGGGGAAGGAAUUGAACUCGUAUCUCAAGGCACCACUAUAUACAGGUGCAUCGCAAUGAAAAAAGUGAAACUCAUAUUACAUAGAUUCAUUAAAAACGCAAAUAGUUUUUCCGAAGGACAAUUACUAAGUAACUUCCAUAUUAAAAAUAAUUGUGAUUGUUUCUUAUGUAAUAUUUGAAUUUCUUGAGAUGGUUCAAUUCAGCUACGACGAACAAAAAAUAUUGAAAAAAAUCUGAAUCUACAUGAUGAGAUACACUUUUUGAAUUGAACUACUAAAGAUAAAUUGAGUUUUGCACAAUAUUCAAAUUCAUUGAGAUGCACCUCUAUUUGUAGGUAUGGAAUCGCUCACUUGCUACCUAAAAUGCGUCACUAUUGAAUUGCAUUCCCGACUAUAUACCCGCUUUACCUUUGUAUUAACCACAAUGCCUUUUCUUUCCAUGCAUAUUUAUAUUUUCUCUUAGCAAAUACGUUCAAUGUGUUUGGAGGGUCACAUUUAAAAAGUAGCAUUAAUGACGUUCUGCCUCAAACAAUGUAAACUGCAUUCGAUUCUGUCGGUAAAAGUCUUCACUUGGUCUCGUAUGAAUAACUUAGCAGUGGCUGUCUGUUGUCGUUUGAUUCAACGUGGCCAACUUUCUUCUCUCGCCCGUGGCCAUGUUACUUAGUGCUUGGGUGCCUGACACUGCAAAAUGCCAUUAACCUAUAUUGAAAAUAAUGUCUAAUCACUCCAAGGAAAACAUGUCAUUCAUAGAUGUUUUUUUCCUUCAGCUGCCAAGUAUCAUAUUCGGCUAUUUAUUUUUAUUUUUUUCUAAACAUGCUUGCCAUUUCUCCGGCAUGCAUGUUUGAUUAGAGGCUCAGAAAAACACUUCUAAUCGUGAAAUAUUUGUCACCGAGUGACACGGUGUUUAGUUUUUAACGACAACCAGAAGACAUUUUGAACUUUUACUGCUUUGAAAUCAGCGGUUUAAUAUUUAGCAACCAUGCAUUAUGUAGGAUAUUUUUUUGUGAGUAAUUUAACGACUAUUAUGACUGAUGUACUUUAUAACGGACAAACAAGGGUGUUGCUCUCAAGAACUAACUGCAUUUUUUUUCCACACACAUUUUGACAAGAAUAGCAAGUAGUUUAGUUCUACAUUGAAUGCAAAUAAAUGCAACACUGUUUUUGCUCUCAUCUCAAAGGUCUGGUCAAGAGGGGGUCUCAAAACUGGACUUUUGUAGCUUCUUGCAGACAAGCGAUCAAUACAUACAGUGCACUACUGACAAACACAGUCAGGUGGUCGUAGGAAGAAAUGAACAAGCACCUCCGCCAUAUUGUUCUUGAGCAGACGAACUGCAGUCACUUCUUGUGUAUUCUUAUUAAACCGACGGUUGCAAUUCAGAAAACCGGUCAGUAUGUCUUUUGUUGUAGGCAGCCUAAGGCACACCUGUGCGAUAAUCAUGCUGUCCAAUCAGCAUCUGGAUGUGCCACACCCCUUAAAUGGAUGGAUUAUCUCAGCAAAAGAAAAGUGCUCACUAACACAUUUAGACAGAGUUGUGAGCAAAAUUUGAGAGAAAGAGACCUUUUAUGUACAUCGUGAAAAAAAGGGAGCAAAACGAAAGUGUUGCAUUUAUAUUUUUGUUUAACGUAUCAUCAAACAGGGGACUGCUCAACAUUUCUAAAAAUGAAUAAAUAAACGUAUGCAGUCUAUUUUUGCAAUGCCAAGACUGCUGCUUCCAUUUAACGCGCAGUAAGCUCGGAAGAACUUUGUACUAUUGCAUUUCUAGAUAAGUCAUUUUUUGUGUGUUGUGGUCGUCACGAAGCUUCACUCGAGUGCUCUCAUUUGAAUUCAAAAUAAUUGUAAUAGCUUCGAGGGCUUGCAAGCUGCUACAAAAAAAAAGUUGUUUCCAUGGAACUUUCUGCCUUUUUGGAGUCUCUUGUACAAAGUUGAUUCUAAUAAAUAAUACAUGGGAGA